AUGGCUCAACACUUAGAUCAAGACCUGCCACAAUCACCAACCGAACCAGAUUAUGUCCACUACACAGUCUUCGUUCGCCUUCCAUUCCCUCGAGGCGACUUUGUUGAUCCACCAAGCGUGGAGUGGAAUGGGAAGAAAGAUCGAGAGCUCUCUGAUCUGCUAUCGAAAGCUACAGCCAAGGGGCGAGACAUAGACUGGCACGCAACCGCCGAGCGAUUCAAUGUAUCCCUUACCUUCCUAUCGCAACAGGCAGCACUGCUCUACGAAAGACAGCUGUCCCAGGUCAGAGCUGGUUUGCAAAAAGCCAAUAGGCUCUCGUCGGGUGCGUCACCAACACCCGGCUCUGUAUCGGGUAGCGGUACGGUAGGAGGAUACGCCAUGACCAGAGGAGGCAGUGGAGGUAUGGAACGUUCGACUUCCAGCUUCACUCUUGCUGAUCCCGCACAGGAUCGCGAGUACCGACUUCACUAUCACAUAGAGCGAAAGAGCGAACAACCUCUCAUGGUGAAGCAAGUACAGUAUUUCCACGAGCAGCACGACCGAGCCCGGAGUCGCGAAAAUUCUGGCAGAUCUAUUGAAGCAUCUCCAAAACAACAGCAGCGUCCGAUUGGCAGGGAAGCUAGCCCUUCGGCCAUAGCCAGCGACUCGUCUUCCUCUUCUUCAUCCGAUGAUGCUCCCCACCCGUUGUCUCGCAGCCGAGCCUUUGCCCGUCGACCACGGUACUCCUCCUCCAAAGCUCCCCUCAACCCUCUGUCCGAUGCAGAUGAGGAAGACGAGGACUCUCCACCCUUUCUUCCCUUCUCAGACGCUCGUCCCUUCACACCACCAAUGCCUACAGACCCCAGCUCCACCCUCAAAAUAUCUCCAAAGCGACCAACCUCACGCAGGUCGCCGCCCGCAACCCUUACAAAACCCAAAGCCUCAAACCUACCACAGACUGCCCACUCAUCCUCAUCGUCUGUGCAAUCACAGUCCCAAUCGCAGAACCGACCGCCACAGCAUAACGCUCUCUCAACGCUCUCGCCUAGGCAGAGACGUAUGGCGAAGGAAGGGAGUGAAGGGACGCCAAGUAUGGGAAGCAGUUUUAGCGAGUUAGAUGAGGCGAGCGUGACACAGAGUGCGUUGGAGGAACAUUUGGCGAAUGAGAUGACGCAUGGAAGUGUGGCGAGUAGGAUGAGUACGAUUAGUCAGGCUCUGAGAUCGAGGUAUCUAUAA
Messenger RNA from Letharia columbiana, 1215 nucleotides. RefSeq lists its product as uncharacterized. The record is from RefSeq and is a predicted model, not a curated record. NCBI's taxonomy places the organism in Eukaryota, Fungi, Ascomycota, Lecanoromycetes, Lecanorales, Parmeliaceae. Gene Ontology annotation, biological process: autophagosome assembly. The coding region runs from base 1 to 1215 and encodes 404 amino acids. The transcript is spliced from 5 exons. Gene Ontology annotation, cellular component: phagophore assembly site.